Messenger RNA from Ectocarpus siliculosus, 963 nucleotides. NCBI's taxonomy places the organism in Eukaryota, Phaeophyceae, Ectocarpales, Ectocarpaceae. The record is from the annotation of a GenBank genome assembly.
AUGCUUCCCCCUCCGUUUAGCUUCCGCCGGUUGCAUGUGACCGGUCUAGGAGAAGGGGGUGCACGCGGUGGGCCCUUAGCCGCAUUGAAGGCCGCGUUGUCUCGGCACCUUCCCAUCGCGGCAGCGGUGAGCGCGACGUUGGGUACUACCCACGGAGACGGGAGUGCGAGUGCCUCGCCCUCGGUCGCCCGCGCUUGUGGCCCGAUCGUGGUAUCUGCUGAUGCCACAGAACACCUGGUAGCGAGUGGAGUGUGGUCGACGGUUGCUUCCAUCAUCGGGCGGAAGACUGUGCCGCCCGCUGCGGUCGAUGAGGACGAUCCUGCGGCUGCCCGAUCGCCGGCAGCAACGGACACAGACCACGGUAGUAGCAGCAGCAGUUUGGCCGGCGGUACCAAUGGGAAAGCUCCUGCGCGCGAGCAAGGUGUAGUCGACGCUGGUGACACCUGCGGUGGUAAAGGCAGUGAUGACGGUGGCGGCGUCAUGUACUAUGUUGAUGAUGGCUGCUACGGUUCCCUUAGUGGAGCUCUUCUCCGCGGAACUCAGAUGCGGCCAUCGGCGCUACGCGUCCGCCCCGCUGUUCUCAUUGACGAUCACAAUUCUGCGAUGUCGCCCACCUCGUCCAAUGCUGCUAGUGAGACCCAAGUCCAUUGCCAAACCGACCACGGACCUUCCACAUCAGAUGCCCUGGCACAUUGCAGGACGGCUUGCAGAAACGAGCUUCCUUGUACGGUGUGGGGCCCUACUUGCGACGGGUUAGAUUGCGUCUGUCGGAUGACCCAGCUCCCUGACGACAUGGAACCUGGGCGAGACUGGCUGUUUUUCCCUGAUGUCGGCAUCCGAGGUGGAGCGGACGUGACCGGCUUCAAUGGUCUGAAGCCGCUUGAAACGUUCUACUUCGUCCGCCCGCGAGGGGAUGCGGCUACCCCGCUGGUCCCUCUGGGUUCGGCAAGUGGCGUUUCGUAG